CUUCUAGUGCCUGUGCUGUUCCUAACUGAAGUUGCCUCAAGCCAUGGCUGAUCUUGCGAUCUGGAUGCUGCUGCCUUUAAGAACGAAGGUAGCUGUACAGCAUGACUAAUCACUUCAUCAGAAGUUCACGUACCUCCAGAGCCCAUGUGGAGUUCUCAACGCAUCGUUGCUAGGUUAGCUAGAAAAGUUGGUGCAGAAGAAUGAACUUCCUUAGACAAAUCAGACUUCUACUCUGGAAGAACUGGAUUCUUCGGAAAAGACAAAAGCUUCGUCUUUUGGUGGAGCUUGUGUGGCCUCUGUCAUUAUUUCUUGUCCUUGUGUGGCUGAGGAAGGCUAAUCCACUAUAUCACCAACAUGAAUGUCACUUCCCAAACAAGGCAAUGCCAUCUGCAGGAACACUGCCAUGGUUACAUGGCAUCUUCUGCAACAUGCACAACCCUUGUUUCCGCAGCCCAACCCGUGGAGAGAGUCCAGGUGUUGUGUCCAACUACAACAACUCCAUCCUUGCAAGAGUAUAUAAAGAUGCUCAAGAGCUCUUAUUGGAAGCCCCUGAAAUCCAUGACCUUGGCAGAGUCUGGGAAGAACUGAUCAUUAUGACUCAGUUUAUGGAAACAAUGAGAACUAAUCCUGAAAGAAUUGCAGGAAGAGGAAUACGAAUUCUAGACAUUUUGAAAGAUGGGGAGACUCUCACUUCCUUCUUGCUGGAAGAUGCUGGUCUCCCAGAUGUUGUUGUUUUCCAGCUUAUUAAUGCUCAAGUGCGCCCUGAACAGUUUGCCUAUGGUGUACCCAACUUGACUCUGAAGGACAUUGCUUGCAGUCAGAUGCUCCUGGACCGCUUUAUUAUCUUCAGCAGCAGAAGAGGUCUCCCUGCUGUCCACAAGGCCAUGUGUGCCCUCUCCCAGGAAAGCCUACAGAGAGUGGAAGAUGCCUUGUAUGCAAAUGUUGAUUUCUUUAAGCUAUUUCAGCUGCUUCCCACUGUGUUGGACAGAAACUCACCAGGUGUUGAUCUGAGGUCUUGGGGAAGGGUGCUGUCUAAUAUCUCCCAAGCAGCACAAAAGCUAGCCAGGAAGCCAAGCGUUCAGGACCUUUUCAGGGUUUUACAAUCAUUUGUACAAGAUGGAAGAACUGAAUCCUUAGGCCACUUGGUGAGCUCCAUGUCUGAUCUUUUCUGUGGCUACCCAGAAGGAGGUGGAUCCAGAGUGCUUUCAUUCAACUGGUAUGAAGAUAACAACUACAAGGCUUUCCUGGGGAUUGACUCUACAAAGAAAUCCAGUUAUCUUUAUGAUAAUACAACCACACCCUUUUGUAACGCAUUGAUCCAGAAUUUGGAAUCAAACCCUUUAACCAAAAUAGCCUGGAGUGCUGCAAAGCCCCUGCUGAUGGGAAAAAUUCUCUUUGCUCCUGAUUCACCAUCUGUACGGCAAAUCCUAAAAAACGCAAACACCACUUUUGAGGAACUUGAACGCCUCAGACUGUUGACCAAAGCUUGGGAAGAAGUAGGACCUCAGUUGUGGUACUUCUUUCAAAACAGCCUGCAAAUGAAUAUGAUCCGUGACUCUUUGAAGCAUCCCACAGUGAGGGACUUCUUGAACAGACGGAUGGGUGCUGAAGGCUUAACUGCUGAACACAUUAUCAACUUUCUCCACAAUGGGUCUCCGGGGACCAGGGAAAAGGGAAUGGUGGACUUUGACUGGCGGAACAUCUUCAGUGUUGUAGACCAAGCUCUGCAUUUGCUCAAUCAGUAUCUGGAGUGCUUGAUCUUGGAUAAAUUUGAAGGUUAUCGUGAUGAAACCCAGCUGACUCAUCAAGCCCUUCACCUGCUAGAGGAAAACAAAUUCUGGGCUGGUGUGGUUUUUCCAGAUAUAGAGCCUAUAGCAAGCAGUCUUCCACCACAUGUGAAAUACAAGAUCCGGAUGGACAUAGAUGCAGUGGAGAAAACAAACAAAAUCAAAGACAGGUACUGGGAUCCUGGUCCAAGAGCUGAUCCCGUGGAUGAUUUACGUUAUAUAUGGGGAGGCUUUGCGUAUCUCCAAGACAUGAUUGAGCAUGGGAUUAUAAAGACACAGACCAACACUGAAGUGCCAAUAGGAAUUUAUCUGCAGCAAAUGCCAUAUCCAUGUUUUGUGGAUGAUGUCUUUAUGAUCACCUUAAACCGCUCCUUUCCCAUCUUCAUGGUGCUAGCUUGGAUAUAUUCUGUUUCCAUGACUGUGAAAAGUAUAGUGCUGGAGAAGGAAAUGCGUCUGAAGGAGGCGAUGAAGAACAGGGGCAUCACCAAUGGGGUGAUUUGGUGCACUUGGUUCCUAGACAGCUUCAUCAUGAUGGCUGUGAGCACAUUCCUCCUCACAGCACUGAUUAUGUGCGGCCAAGUGCUACAUUAUAGCAGUCCACUUCUCUUCUUCCUAUUCCUACUGACCUUCACUACAGCCACCAUAAUGCAGUGUUUCUUGUUCAGCACCUUCUUCUCCAAAGCAAAUCUGGCAGCUGCCUGCAGUGGAGUCCUGUACUUCACCUUGUACCUGCCUCACAUUGUCUGCUUUGUCUGGCAAGACCGCAUGACUGUUAAUCUGAAGAUCCUAGCAAGUUUGCUUUCUCAAGUAGCUUUUGGUUUUGGUACAGAAUACUUGUCGCGCUAUGAAGAGCAAGGUCUUGGCCUACAGUGGGGUAACAUCAGAACCAGUCCCUUGGAAGGAGAUGAAUAUAGUUUUCUGUUUUCCAUUAAAAUGAUGCUUUUUGAUGCUUUUCUGUAUGGAAUACUUUCUUGGUACCUUGACAAUGUUUUUCCAGGGGACUAUGGGCUACCACAGCCUUGGUAUUUCCCUUUGCAGGAAUCUUACUGGUUUGGCUCUAGAAACCCAAAAGCUGAAAAAACAGCAACUGCUGAUGAAAACAGUCCACAGUCAGAAUGCUGUGUGGAUCAGAAGGCCAUGGAAGGGGAAAAAAAUGAAAACAGAACAAAGAAAUCUGAAGAACCUGAAAAGCCAGAAGAAAAGAGUGACAACCAGGGGGAGAAGGACGGUAAAAACAAACAAUGUAAACACAAACGAGAAAAAGAACCCGGCGAGCAGGGGAUGCCUAAGACAGAUGUCCAGGACAAAGAUGAAAUGAAUAUAAAUACCUUCUGUGAACCUGAGCCAACAGGAUUGAUUCCAGGAGUAUGUGUUCAGAACCUGGUGAAGAUUUUUGCGAACAGGCCCAAGCCAGCAGUAGAUGGGAUGAAUAUUACUUUUUAUGAGGGCCAGAUCACAGUGUUUCUUGGUCACAAUGGAGCAGGAAAGACAACCACCAUGUCAAUACUGACAGGCCUCUUCCCACCCACCUCUGGAACUGUGCUGAUUGGUGGCCUGGAUAUUCAAACUCACAUGGAUUCCAUCCGGCAACGAUUAGGCAUGUGCCCUCAGUACAACAUCCUAUUCAAUCACCUUACUGUAGCAGAACACAUAUUGUUUUAUUCCCAACUGAAAGGGAGAUCCAGGGAUGAAGCUGAACAAGAGCUGGAAAUGAUGCUAGAGGACAUGGGCCUCACCCAUAAAAGGAAUGAAGAGGCUCAGAAUUUGUCAGGUGGAAUGCAAAGAAAACUCUCUGUUGCCAUUGCUUUUGUUGGUGAAGCGAAAGUGGUAGUUUUGGAUGAGCCCACUUCUGGAGUCGAUCCAUAUUCCAGGCGAUCUAUCUGGGAUCUUCUGCUGAAGUAUCGCUCAGGCAGAACCAUCAUCCUCUCAACCCAUCACAUGGAUGAGGCAGACAUUCUUGGAGACAGAAUAGCUAUCAUAUCCCAAGGAAAACUCUUCUGCUCAGGCUCCCCUGUAUUCCUUAAGAACUGCUUUGGAUCUGGCUUCUAUCUCACUCUUGUUCGCAAGAUGAAAAACACCAGAAUUGUAAGGAAUGCAUCAUUUUGUAGCUGUGGAUCUCAGUGUUCCUGCUCCUGCUCCAGCUGUGCACACAGGGACAAAGAAGGAACUCAAGUGCAGGAACUGGAUGGAGAUCUGAAUGAGCUAGCAGAAGUAAUUCAUCAUCAUGUCCCAGAAGCAAAAUUAAUUGAAAGCAUUGGUCAAGAACUUACUUACCUGUUGCCCAGUAAGCACUUUAAACAGCGAUCUUAUGCCAGUCUCUUCAGAGAACUGGAGGAAACAUUGGAUGACCUGGGACUUAGCAGUUUUGGAGUUUCAGACACUCCACUUGAAGAGGUUUUCCUAAAGGUCACAGCAGAAGCUGGCCCUGAAAUGCAAAAAGCAGGAGACAAUCAAGAAAAUGGUUCUACUUGUGGCAAAAUUUCUACUGAGAACAAAACAGCUGAACAACCCCCACUGGAAACCAAUGACACUUCUCAAAUGUCAGUAGGCAUAGCAGGAGAUCGAAAUGAAGGCAAAGGGUCCCGGAAGUAUAAAGGUUUUCAGCUUGUACAUCAGCAAAUCAAAGCACUGUUCAUCAAACGGUUCCACCAUGCCUCCCGCAGCCACAAGGACUUCCUAGCCCAGAUUGUUCUCCCUGCUAGUUUUGUGUUGCUGUCUUUAAUGCUUACAGUCAUUAUUCCUCCAUUUGGAGAAUAUCCUGCCUUAACCUUACACCCUUGGAUCUAUGGACAACAGUUCACUUUCUUCAGCAAUGAGCGUCCUGGCAGCGAGCAGAUGGUCUUCCUUACUGAUGCUUUCUUGAAUAAACCUGGAUUUGGAAAUCGCUGUUUGAAGAAUCAGCCCCUUACGAACUACCCGUGCAAUAAUAUGCCAACUGCCUGGAAUACCCCUGCUGUUCAUUCUAAUAUAAGCAGCCUCCUGCUGAGCCAAAAGUGGAGCUCUGAGAAUCCUUCACCUUCCUGCAAGUGCAGCACUCGCAAGAAACUCACCAUGCUGCCAGAAUGCCCCCCAGGAGCAGGAGGCCUCCCACCACCACAGAGAGUGCAGCACAGCACAGAAAUUCUUCAAGAUCUGACCCACAGAAAUAUCUCAGAUUUUCUGGUGAAAACAUAUCCUGUUUUGAUAAAAGGAAGCUUGAAGAGCAAAUACUGGGUCAAUGAGCAAAGAUAUGGAGGAAUUUCUAUAGGAGGAAAGCUCCCUGUCCUUCAAGUUUCUGGAGAUGAAGUUGUCAGUUUUUUCAGUGAUUUGUGCCGAAUGAUGAAUGUGACAGGAGGACAAACUUCACUGGCUGCUGCUAAAGAAUUUUCUAAUUUCCUUAAAUACAUGGAAACUGAAGAUAAUAUUAAGGUGUGGUUUAACAAUAAAGGCUGGCAUGCUAUGGUUAGUUUCCUAAAUGUAGCCAACAAUGCAAUCCUUAGAGCUAACCUGCGGACUGGACAAGCUCCUGAGGAGUAUGGGAUCACUGUUGUAAACCAUCCUCUGAACCUCACUAAGGAGCAACUCUCUGAGGUCACUGUGCUGACCACUUCAGUGGAUGCUCUUGUUGCCAUCUGUGUGAUUUUUGCCAUGUCCUUUAUCCCAGCCAGUUUUGUUUUAUACCUGAUUCAAGAACGUGUGACGAAAGCCAAACAUCUCCAGUUUGUCAGUGGUGUGAGCCCUGCUAUCUACUGGCUAACUAACUUCAUGUGGGACAUAGUGAAUUAUGCAGUGAGUGCUGGACUGGUUGUGGUUAUAUUUGCUGGAUUCAAGAAGAAAGCAUACACUUCUCCAACUAACCUCCCCGUGCUUGUUGCUUUGCUGCUUCUGUAUGGAUGGGCAGUAAUUCCCAUGAUGUACCCUGCUUCUUCUUUCUUCAGCGUCCCUAGCACUGCUUAUGUUGCAUUGUCUUGUAUUAAUCUCUUUGUGGGGAUCAACAGCAGUGCCGUUACAUUCAUCCUGGAGCUAUUUGAAAAUAACCCAACUUUGCUAAAAUUUAAUAAAACAUUGAAAAAUGUGCUGAUUGUCUUCCCACACUUUUGCCUGGGCCGUGGACUCAUUGACUUGGCCAUAAACCAAGCUGUGAGUGAAGUUUAUGCCAGGUUUGGUGAGGAGCAUGUUUCCAAUCCUUUUCAGUGGGACUUUGUUGGAAAGAACCUGGUUGCCAUGGCUGUUCAAGGAGUUGCAUUCUUCAUUCUGAAUCUCCUUAUGCAGCACCGUUUAUUCUCCUCAAGAUGGUUUGCUGAGACUACCAAAUCACCUGUUAUUGAUGAAGAUGAGGAUGUUGCAGAAGAAAGAAAAAGAAUUAUGAAUGGAGGGAAAAAAACAGAUAUCUUAGAAUUACAAGAACUGACCAAGAUUUAUGCAGGUAGGCACAAGCCGGCAGUGGACAGGCUCUGUGUUGGCAUCCGUCCUGGAGAGUGCUUUGGUCUUUUGGGAGUCAAUGGUGCUGGCAAAACAACAACAUUCAAAAUGCUGACUGGAGAUACUGAUGUGACAUCUGGAGAUGCUAUAGUGGCUGGCAAUAGUAUAUUGACUGACAUUUCUAGUGUCCAUCAAAACAUGGGAUACUGUCCUCAGUUUGAUGCCCUUGAUGACCUGCUCACAGGACGAGAACAUCUGUAUUUAUAUGCACGCCUGCGAGGGGUUCCAGCAGAGGAAAUCAAGAGGGUUGCAGAAUGGGGCAUCCAGAAGCUGGGACUUCCCAUGUACGCAGACCAGCUGGCUGGUACCUACAGUGGUGGCAACAAGCGCAAGCUCUCCACUGCCAUUGCACUCAUAGGCUGCCCACCACUCAUCUUGCUGGAUGAACCAACUACUGGAAUGGACCCUCAUUCCCGGCGCCUCCUGUGGGACUCUAUUGUCAGCGUGCUCAGAGAUGGACGAGCUGUGGUUCUAACUUCACACAGUAUGGAGGAAUGUGAAGCUCUCUGUACUCGUCUAGCCAUCAUGGUAAAAGGUACCUUCAAGUGCCUGGGCACAAUUCAGCAGCUAAAAUACAAGUUUGGAGAUGGCUACAUUGUCACUCUGAAAAUCAAAGCUCCAAAGGCAGGGCUGCCUCCAGAUCCUAGUCGUGCUGAGCAAUUCAUACGCAUAAACUUCCCAGGGAGUUUACAGAGAGAGAAACACUACAACAUGCUGCAGUACCAGAUUUGCUCGUCCUCUCUGGCUAAGAUUUUUCGAUUAAUAAUCUCCAAUAAGGAAAACUUGCAUAUUGAAGAAUACUCUGUCUCUCAAACAACUUUAGAUCAGAUUUUUGUGAACUUUGCUAAGCAGCAGAUGGAGGAUGAGGAAAUUCCUUUGCAUCCCCGUGCAGCUGGAGCCAGUCGAGAAGCGAAGGUGUCCCCUGCUUUGCAUCAGCAAGCAGUUGCAUAGACUAUUCCUACAGUCACUAGCACUUAGUGUGCCAUACCAGAGCAGUAAAAAGUAAAACAAGACUCCUAGGCUCAGUAUUAUCCUGAUUUUUCAUACCUUUCCAAGAACUGUGCUCGCAACUCCCUAGCAACAGCAAACUUCUGCUACUCUACCAGGAACAGUGCAUACAGCGCGUGCUCAAAGUGUUGAAGUAAAGGCUGAUACUUGGUUCUACAACGAAAUCUUCUAACGUAAAGUUCAUUUAAGAUACAAGAAGAGAAGUCACAUUCCUCCUUGUUGACAUGUAAAGAGCAUUAAAACCAGUUUCUCUAUCUGGCCCUUUCAGGCUGAUAGGUUUUUCUCAUUUAACUUGUUUUUCAUUCUUGGCAAUGGAAAUAGACAGUUGUCUCAGCAAAAAUGAGAAGAAAUCGUUAAGAUCUCAGACCCAGGCAAGAAUUUGCUUAAAAGAAAACAUCUUAAUGAAAAUUAUUUCAUACCCACUCAUCUUCAAGUUCAGAAAUAGAAACAGAAUAUCAAAUUGGGGUUUAAAGAAAACAGAGUAUGUGCAAAUUGGCCCAAAGUUCAGUUUUAUCAUGGAGGCUUGGAAAAACAUCUUUGUUACUGAACAAGAUCAAACUUUUCUUCUUUCCUGUGACCUGGACCUCAAGUGGGAGUGUAGUGUGAGUAGGGUAUGUGUUUUGUCCGUGUUCAGGAGAAUUUCACCAGCUUGUACUCCACACUGCACUCGGUGGGAAAUCAUUUGACAUUUAGCUCUUUUGUCUGGUUCACAGUUAAACUAGUGGAAAAUAACAGUACUUAAAACAAAUUCAUAAUGAUGUAUUGCUUCAGUUAUCUAAGAAAUCAUUUCAUUUCCAAGAAAUCUCCAAGAUGUGAUACAGAAAUAAAAUUUGGGUCAUGUUUUUUUUAUUAUUAUUUUUUUUUCUUCAGUUUAUCUUCUUAUUUAAUGAAAGUACAUUCUUGCUUUGUGCUUUACAAAAUAUUAUGAAACUUUGCCAACCAGCUGUAGUCUUCCUCUUUCGCCGUAAUUAUUUCAACUGAAUUCAAUGUAAAGGCUAGAAUUUAUUGCAUAUUUCACCCUUACAAAUAGCUGCAAAUCUUUCUAUACAUCCAUUAUAAAUAAAUUAAUCAUAAAACAAAA
This is a messenger RNA of Oxyura jamaicensis (ruddy duck), 8337 nucleotides long. It is a transcript of the gene ABCA4, whose product is annotated as ATP binding cassette subfamily A member 4. Gene Ontology annotation, molecular function: ATP binding; lipid carrier activity; ABC-type transporter activity. The coding region runs from base 201 to 7199 and encodes 2332 amino acids. Gene Ontology annotation, cellular component: intracellular membrane-bounded organelle; plasma membrane. The transcript is spliced from 50 exons. Gene Ontology annotation, biological process: transmembrane transport; visual perception; lipid transport. The record is from RefSeq and is a predicted model, not a curated record. Lineage: Eukaryota; Metazoa; Chordata; Aves; Anseriformes; Anatidae.